AUGUUUUGCGUCGUUGUAAUACAAAGUUUUGGAAAACUAAAGGUUCUAGAGUAUCUGAACUGGUUAUUCCCUGGGGCGAAAGCAAUACAUGAGCAAAUCGCAUUCAUUCACUUGGCUGUGCAGAAACAGAGCCCCAUCUUGUACUCGCCGCCGUGGAGCAAAAUUCUCGAAGACUUUUUCAACAAGACGGCCUGCUGGCCCAAUGGCAAGGCGCUUGACUACGAAUCAAAAGAUUGCAGGUUCGACCCCUGCGUAGGUCAUGUUGUUGUGUAUCGUCACCACGACGAUCAAUUUUUGCUAGAUCCGGUACCAGCAUGGCGGGGCAGGCUUAUUUGA
Penicillium daleae is the source of this 336-nucleotide messenger RNA. RefSeq lists its product as uncharacterized. The transcript is spliced from 2 exons. NCBI's taxonomy places the organism in Eukaryota, Fungi, Ascomycota, Eurotiomycetes, Eurotiales, Aspergillaceae. The coding region runs from base 1 to 336 and encodes 111 amino acids. The record is from RefSeq and is a predicted model, not a curated record.